GUGGGGUAGUAGGCGUGGUAUCUAACAAAUUCUAAAACGUUGGCUUGUCGUUGUUGUUUGUGUCUAUUUUUUAGGGAAAAAGAAGACAGCUCGUCCCUCUCCUCACUAUGUCUUACAUGUUACCUCACCUACACAAUGGCUGGCAAGUAGACCAGGCAAUACUAGCCGAAGAGGAACGAGUAGUUGUGAUUAGAUUCGGUCAUGAUUGGGAUCCAACCUGCAUGCAAAUGGACGAAAUACUCUACAAGAUAACAGAGAAAGUCAAAAACUUUGUUGCAAUCUACCUUGUCGACAUAACCGAAGUACCAGACUUUAAUAAAAUGUACGAACUCUACGACCCGUGCACUGUCAUGUUUUUCUAUCGUAACAAGCACAUUAUGAUUGAUCUCGGAACCGGUAACAAUAACAAGAUAAACUGGGCACUUGACGACGAACAAGAAAUGAUUGACAUUGUUGAGACGGUGUAUAGAGGUGCUAGUAAAGGGCGUGGUCUUGUCGUCUCUCCAAAAGACUAUUCUACUAAGUAUAGGUACUAAAAAGAAUACUUUCAUGUCGUCAUGUAUUAUCAUCAGUAUUGUUGUUUUUAAUUAAUAAUUAUUAGUAAUUUAAUUGAUGUUAAUUUAAAAGGCUUGACAGUACAA
This is a messenger RNA of Amphimedon queenslandica, 641 nucleotides long. Its product is annotated as thioredoxin-like protein 4A. The transcript has a single exon. The coding region runs from base 108 to 536 and encodes 142 amino acids. Gene Ontology annotation, cellular component: U4/U6 x U5 tri-snRNP complex; U5 snRNP; spliceosomal complex. Gene Ontology annotation, biological process: mRNA splicing, via spliceosome. Lineage: Eukaryota; Metazoa; Porifera; Demospongiae; Haplosclerida; Niphatidae. The record is from RefSeq and is a predicted model, not a curated record.